CCUCCGCGGUUUCACUGCACCUCCUUCUGGGGGGUUCCCGCCGGGAGUGAUGAUCGAUCCCGAGUCCCAUCACCACCAGAACCACCAGAACCAGCACCAUCACACCUCCCCGAGCGUCGGCUCCCUCCCACCUAAAGGCACCCAGGAGGCCCCGGACAUGGCGGCGGCGUACUGCGAGAGUCUGAGCGGCAUGUAUCAUCAUCACCAUCACCACCACCACCAACAGCAGCAGCAGAACCUGCAGACCCCCGCCCACCGAGCAGCGGGCUUCGGCCUCGGGGAGUACGCGUCCCCGUCUGGUCCUUACCUGUGGGGCGUCAACCCCCCCUCGUCUUACCUGCACGCCGGCAGCCCCGCCGCGCCCUUCGCCCCGCCCUCGUACGGCUCGCAGCGGCAGUUCCUCGCCGCCGGCUCGCCGGCCUUCGGCGGCCCGGAGCUGGGCUGGCUGUCGGUGGCGAGCCAGGAGGAGUUGCUCAAGCUGGUUCGGCCUCCCUACUCCUACUCGGCUCUCAUCGCCAUGGCCAUCCAGAACGCCCAGGACAAGAAGCUGACCCUGAGUCAGAUCUACCAGUACGUGGCCGACAACUUCCCCUUCUACAAGAAGAGCAAGGCCGGCUGGCAGAACUCCAUCAGGCACAACCUGUCGCUCAACGACUGCUUCAAGAAGGUGCCCAGGGACGAGGACGACCCCGGAAAAGGAAACUAUUGGACGUUGGACCCCAACUGUGAGAAAAUGUUUGACAACGGCAACUUCCGCAGGAAGAGGAAGAGAAGGUCUGAUGCCAGCGGGUCAGGAGGGGUGACAGGCGCCGGCGCCACCAAGGUGGACGAUGGCGGUGUGGCGAUGAGCUCCACGCCGAAGCCCGUCGACAGCCCCCAGCUGCUGGGGCCGCCCUCGCCGGACAUGGAGGCCCUGAGCGAGAACCUUAAGGCGGCGUCUCCGUGCUUCAACAACUUUUACGGCAGCAUGGCCUCUCUGGGCUCGGGGGGCCCGAACAGGCAGGGGCCUCUGGGACUGCUGAACGAGCUGUCCAACAGGAACAUUACAGCCCUGGGGAGCGCCUACCACGCCAACCCUGGCGGGCAAGACGCGGGGCCGCCCGAGCAUCACGGCGACGGCCUGCAUUUCAACCGCGGAGUUUACUACAACACCUUCGGAGGGGGGCAGGGCGGACAGUUCAACGGCCACUUGUACAACAGCUUCAGCGUCAACAGCCUCAUUUAUCCCCGUGACGGCUCCGAACUAUAGGGGUCGGCGAGGUCAUGGCGACUUGGUCACUGGACACUUGAUUAGGUACACCUGCACCAAUCAGAACGCACAGCUUAGGUGUUAUUUUAACAAUAUGUUGAAUAUAUGUACAUUGGUUGUAUUAUUAAGCUACAGUGUCAAAAUAUUACAAAGAAAUAUUGUUAAAUAACCAUAUCUUGAAAUGGUGCAGGUGUCCCUAAUGAAGUGACCACUCAGUGUUGUUAGCCAAUUUAUUUAGUGACGAUGCCAACCAGCACUUAUCUCCUCCCUUUGUUUAUAAUAUGAUUUUUUUUAACCUUAAACCUGCUUUUUGUGAGGUUAGAUGUGUGAUUAUCUAUGUUUAUUCUCACAUUUCUUCUGUUCCGUUCAUUAGUGCAAUCCAAUUAGUCUCAUGCAAAUCCACUUUGGUCUGGUUUACAGCAGUAAAUAUUAGGGAUGUCCGAUAAUUGUACAACACAUACUGCAUGCGUUCAUUCCACCACAAGAGAGACGUCAUGUUACACAUAGCGAUAUCGGCAUCCCUAGUAUGUAAGUAUACUUUCAGGAUGUUGCCAAAUGUUUUUAUUCAAAUUUCUGCUCUCUGGCACCCAAACCGAGGAAUGGGAAAAAAAGUGAAACAUGUUCAAACCUGCCAAAGUUGCCUUUUUUGAAGGCCAGAGGAGGGACCGCCUCACGUUACCUCACAAAGAUGUCACGUCUCAGCUUCUCAUGCAGUAAACAUGACGCUCACACCAUGUGACUGAACGGAUGGCGCUACGCCUCUUUCUAAUAUAAAUAUUAAUAAUACAAAUCCUUUGACCUUAAAUGUGUGUUUAUGUCAAAUAUAGUUUGCAAAUAUUUAUGCUAUUUAUGCUGAUAGGCAUUUUUUUCUAUUCUUAUCUGAACAUAGUUUGAUAAAUGAGACGUUCUAUACGUAUAUCAAUCACUGCUACAGUAUAUGAUGCUUUCUCAGGAUGCACUGACAGCCCUUAAACUGUUUUUAUAUCCAUUCUGUACACACGACCCGCACCU
Doryrhamphus excisus (bluestripe pipefish) is the source of this 2260-nucleotide messenger RNA. It is a transcript of the gene foxi2, whose product is annotated as forkhead box I2. NCBI's taxonomy places the organism in Eukaryota, Metazoa, Chordata, Actinopteri, Syngnathiformes, Syngnathidae. Gene Ontology annotation, biological process: cell differentiation; anatomical structure morphogenesis; regulation of transcription by RNA polymerase II. Gene Ontology annotation, molecular function: DNA-binding transcription factor activity, RNA polymerase II-specific; RNA polymerase II cis-regulatory region sequence-specific DNA binding. The record is from RefSeq and is a predicted model, not a curated record.